Molecule: messenger RNA, 1276 nt
Organism: Micropterus dolomieu (smallmouth bass)
Lineage: Eukaryota; Metazoa; Chordata; Actinopteri; Centrarchiformes; Centrarchidae
Product: mannose-binding protein C-like
Exons: 5
Coding region: 230-964 (244 amino acids)
Cellular component (GO): multivesicular body; rough endoplasmic reticulum
Source: RefSeq, a predicted model, not a curated record
UCUUUGUCACGUCCUUGCAUCUAGUGUUCCUGCCUGUUCCUUUGUUUUCCCUGUUCUGGAUUAUUCGCUGUGUUUUUGGAACCCCUUUGUGUUUUCUGGAUUACCUUUGUUUGGACUUUGCCUUGAGCUCUAAGUUUUGCUGAAUAAAUCUUUUGUUUGAACUGCAUCCUCCUCUUGCCUUGCCAUUGUCUGCACUCAGCGCUCCCCGUGACCAGGUCGGUUGGUGUUAAUGUCAAGCCUUACAUGCAUGCACUUCAACUAUGUUCUCAGUCACUCCAGCAGUAGCACAACCUGCAGAUCACUCCUUGUUUAUCCAAUUAGGAUGUUUCUCCUGUUCUGCAUCCUUUGCCUGAUGCCUCCAAGUGGCUACAGUCAGCUCAGUGGUCCACCUGGUCCACCUGGUCGACCUGGUCUACCUGGUCCACCUGGUCCCAAAGGUGAACGUGGAUUUACUGGGCUAGUGGGACCUUCUGGACCUCCAGGAGUUUCUGGACCUGCUGUAAUCUGUGGACGAGAUGUGUUUGGCUCCAUUAACCAGGACCUUGAAGCCUUAAAGAACAGCCUUGCUAAGUUAGAGCUGGCUACAAACUAUGAUUUUUUCCGGAGGGUUGGUCAGAAAUACUUUGUGUCUAAUAAGGAGAGAGGCUCUUUCUCUGGGGCCACAGAGUUCUGCUCCCAACGAGGCUUGGAGCUGGCUUUGCCCCAGAACGAGGAGGAGAACAGAAUACUGACUCAAGUGUUUGGGGAUGUUGACAAAAUGGCCUGGAUCAACGUCAACUAUAAAAAAGCAGAGGGGAAUUUUGCAACAGAUCUGAAAAAUCGACCUCUGACCUUUACCAAAUGGGGAGAAGGGCAGCCAGACAAAUCCAUCCAGGACACAGGCUGCACCAUGCUGUCAGAAAACAGUGUUUGGCGAGUGACACACGAAUGCUCCUUAAAUGCUUACAUCAUUUGUCAGAUAUAGAAAGUUCUUAUAUCAUUGCUCUUACUUCCACAUGUAACACUCCCUAAACCAUCAUCAUCAGCAUGACAUUAUUACUGAUGCAAAGACCUCUUCCUUUAUGAAAAAGUAUCAAAGUACAUAAUUAAAGGAUAUUAUAAGAACAAGACAGGGUUCGAGACUAUUUUCACUGGGAGCACUGUAGCCCCUAACUGAAAAGUUUAGGGAAACAGGCAGAAAUUUUAGGGGCGCGAAACUUAAAUUGACCUGUAACGCAGUAAUAUUUCACAUUUUCCCCAUUUUAACUGUAUUAUUAAUAAAUGCUUUGGCAAUAAA